This is a messenger RNA of Epithele typhae, 1428 nucleotides long. RefSeq lists its product as uncharacterized. Lineage: Eukaryota; Fungi; Basidiomycota; Agaricomycetes; Polyporales; Epitheliaceae. The coding region runs from base 1 to 1428 and encodes 475 amino acids. Gene Ontology annotation, molecular function: protein binding. The transcript is spliced from 2 exons. The record is from RefSeq and is a predicted model, not a curated record.
AUGCGCUCUCUGCUUGAUCUCCACGACGACGUCCUCCUUCAAAUCCUCUGCCACAUCGACGGCAAAGACGCCCUGCACUUCUGUCUCUGCUCGAAGCGUGCUUACCAUCUCGCUAUUCCCCGAGUCCAUGCGACCCUCAGGAAGACUACUUACAACAACGCGGAUUUUGCAGUAUGGCGGGACGCCCUCCUCUCCUCGGAUCCUGCGUCAGGAAAACCACCGGUCUCGGUUUUGUCCUCUUUGGUGCUGGUUCAACAUGGUCAGAAACAUCAAAAGGUUGUCGGCGCUGGAUUAGUCGACGUUCUGGUCCAUGCUACACGCCUACACUCCGUCGCCGUCCUCUUCCAGUACGGCCUAGAAACCAUCGCUCCUCGGCUCGGAGAAGCUCUGGGCAUGCUAAGAUCUCUGCGCUCACUGGAAUUGGGCGACUUCGGUCCAGCUACUCUGUAUAUGCUGAGCUUUUUGCCUAACGCCCGCAGGAUCGAAUCACUCGCUCUCUCUCAGCAGUUCGAAGAGAGUCCCGAACCGCGUCCUUACCUCCCACUGGCAACCGUUCUUUCGCGAUUCAGCCGACUGCAAUUCCUGAAGCUCCACAUCAAGCGAGGCAUCAUUCCUCUCCUUGACCCCUCCGUCACAUCCGAAACCGUCAAGGGCCACAUGCUUCCCAGUCUACGUCGCCUUCUUAUCGUCGACUUCUCCCCUUGCACCAUGAUCGACCUCGUCCCUCUGUGCCCAAACGCGUCUUGCGUCUCCUUCCUAUCAAUCUUACCAUACGGGAGCCAGUACAGAAACAUUGUGGGAGACCUCCAAUGGCCUCCUCUCCGCAAUUUUAAGUCCUGCACCGGGUCCUUCGAAUGGGUUGACCCCUUGCUCCGACCACCCCGACCAGGACUCGUGAGCCGCCUCGUCCACGGCUUCCCCGUCCAUGUCUUCGCAUCCUCCUUCGCUCUGGAGCGAAAGGACCUCUUGUUGUUCAAUUUCUUCCGUGCUGUCCACCCGAGCGCUCUCGUGCUCGACGUCGAUUUUAUCACCCGCGGGACAAAAACGGUGAAGUUAGCCGAUGCCUUACGGAUGGAUCCGCCCUUGCGCUCGUUGGAGCUGCGGUUCCGCGAGCCCGGCCGGUACCUGAUGACGCUCCCCGCCGCUUUGCGGAACCUCUCGCUGGUGCAUCUGGCCGUACACAUCGUUAUGGGAAAUGUCGAGGGCCAGGAGACCGAACCCGCCGUGACUCGGGCGAAGAUCGCGACCGCACUCAGACCCCGGCCCUUCUUUGACGCACUGGCGACGCUCCGCGUGCUCGGCAUCGGGGACGAGAUGCUGAACACGUACGAUGCCGACAACGAUGGAUUGCCGGAAGACCCGCAAGCACCAGACGAUCCGCGGCCUCGGCGGACGAGGUGGUGGUGGCACCUGUACCUCACGUUUUGA